CCAGCAUGCCACCGACCGAAAAGCGCCGCAACUGGACGUGUGAGGAGGACCUAGUUCUUCUCAUUCAGGCAGCAGCCGACCAGCUGUUUGCGGCAGAGAAGGGUGGUGUGACGAAAGCGUGGCAGGCACUCGCAGACACUCUAAUAGGCUGCGAACACUUUGUUCGUGUGGUGGACGGUCGCCGCGUUCAAAACAGAUUUACGGCUUUGGUUGAAGAGCACCGGCGUUUUGACAAGGCGUCGGCAUUGCUCUCUGGUGUGUGUGAGGAAGAAAAGGAGAAGCAUGUCAUUGCUGCAGCCAAGAAAAACGACACAGCUUCCCAGGACAAGGAUAAAGUGGAGCAGGAUGCCCUCAUUGUGCGUGACGUGGCCAUGCGUACAUUGAAGCGACGCAAGGAUUGUGAAUUGGACGAGCUAAAGAGGAAGUCGCCAACGGAGAACCGUCGCAACAGCCUUGCUGCAUCGAUUGAAGUCGAGGGGGAGCGCGAGUUGUUGGUCCGAGAAAAGGAAUUGGAGUUUCAGCGCUUCAAAUUUGAGGCGGAGUUGAAGGAGAGAGAGCGUUUGCGGGGGCUUGAUCGAGAAGAAAUGAAAGCGGAGAGAGACCACCAAGUACUACUUGCACGUAUCGAGAGCGAGAAGAUGUUGACUAUGUUCAAAGCAGUUGCCGAAGCAAAGAAAUAG
Molecule: messenger RNA, 680 nt
Organism: Aphanomyces astaci
Lineage: Eukaryota; Oomycota; Saprolegniomycetes; Saprolegniales; Verrucalvaceae
Exons: 2
Coding region: 6-680 (224 amino acids)
Source: RefSeq, a predicted model, not a curated record